AUGGAUCAUUGGGAAUGUGUCAAGGAGUUUAAGGAGAAGGGUCAUGCAGAUGCAGUGCCACAUAUUGUGUGUUUCGAAAUUGAUCACAUAUAUACCAAGUAUGAGCCCGAAGCCGACUCAGAGGCAAAGGCGGAGAAGGCAUGCAACUUCAAGAAAAACGCAAACAAGCAUAGCGAAUCACAUAGAUAUAAGCCCCUAUACGCCAGUGCGCAAAUAGAUAAGAACUCGCUCAAACCCCUGAAGCAAAUUUCAACGGCGUCGAGAAUAUCUUUGAAGAGCAAGGGCAAGACUCUGGCAAAGCCCUCCAAGGGCUCGGAGGAGCGCUCGGUGGCUCAAUCCUUCAAGGAGUGGAGCACGUGGGCCCUGAAGAAGGCCAAGGUCGUCACCCACUACGGCUUCAUUCCCCUGGUCAUCAUCAUCGACAUGAACUCGGAACCCAAGCUGCAACUUUCCCAACUUCUCAGCCCCGUCUGAUUCGAUCCGGUUCUGAUCAUCCAAUUUCCAUGAUGGGUUUUUGGUAUUGUCUCUAAUGGGUUUUGUUCUAUAAAAUUUGGGGUUCUGCUUCGUCGCUGCACCCAUCCACCGUGAGACAACGAUGUCGUUCAAGAACCAUGAAGGUUGAGAGAGAGAAAGGGAAGUUCGGCCCGUCCACCACGUGGCUGACGUCGCCUAGACGUCAGCCUUGCAUCACAUGCCCUUCAGGCUCUCAGGCUGGCAACUCCUGUCGGGCCUCUCCCUCUGGCUCGCUCGGACUCCAUUGCCAGUACACGCUGAACCAAGUUGCUCGGGCUUUCUGGCCCUGUUUGAGAGCCAGUCCACCAAGGCUAUUGCCCACGGUGGAACUGCUCUAAAAAGUUGAGAGGGCGUACGUGCCCCUGCCCGAAAUCAGAUUAGCCACCAGGUAAGAUGUAGUUUGAGCCAGCUAUUUGUCAUGCAACUAUAGGCUCCCUUAGAUUCCACGUGGAAGGAGACCCUAAUCAUCAUAUCCAUAUCCUGUUAAAAAAAUCUUCAUGCGUGGCCACAAAGUGGACCCCACAUUCUCAUUUCAGCCAACAGCAUCACAGGUAGAGAUUUGUGGAUACAACCCUAAAGAUAAAAAGAUAAGGUCCAAGACUUCCCAUUGGCUCAUCUCAAACCAUAAGCAAAUCUCCAUCGUUGGAUCACAAAAAUCUUGCAAACCAACGGUCAAAUUCCAUCAAAGAACAACCUCCACAAGACCCGCAUUGACAAGUUGGCAUCAAAUAUACAAAGCCAUGGACUCACAUUACACAAUUUACGUUUUCAUUUAGCUCCAUACCUUAUAUUCCUCUACACCACUAACCCCCCAUCCCUACCUGAAAAUCCGACCAUAAUUCAGGUGGG
Messenger RNA from Malus domestica (apple), 1362 nucleotides. RefSeq lists its product as uncharacterized. Gene Ontology annotation, biological process: protein import into mitochondrial matrix. The record is from RefSeq and is a predicted model, not a curated record. Gene Ontology annotation, cellular component: mitochondrial outer membrane translocase complex. NCBI's taxonomy places the organism in Eukaryota, Viridiplantae, Streptophyta, Magnoliopsida, Rosales, Rosaceae.